Rubroshorea leprosula is the source of this 493-nucleotide messenger RNA. The record is from the annotation of a GenBank genome assembly. Lineage: Eukaryota; Viridiplantae; Streptophyta; Magnoliopsida; Malvales; Dipterocarpaceae.
CUUUCUCUCUCAAACCCAGAUCUGGGUUUUUCUCAAACCCAAACCCAGAUCUGGGUUUUUCUCAAUUUGGUGAAAAUUCAUACAUUAAAAUGAAAAAUACAAACCCCUGCACGUGGCUCCGGACGCCUCAAAGUCGAUACUUGUUCCUCUUGCUCUACUCUCCUAUCCUCCUCCCUUUCCUCUGCGCAACUUUUCCUCUACUCUGUGCCACGGAGUUCUGCUUCUGGGUUUUUCACGAGAGGACGAGAAGGAAAGCAGUUGCACGGCAGUCAACAAACGAGGAGGAGCGGCUGAGGGGAUGCAAGGAGGGGUGUGGGUGAAAUAAUGAAGGGGAAGAAAGUGAGGUGGGGUUGUUGCUCAAACCCAGAUCUGGGCGUUUCUCAAACCCAGAUCUGGGUGUUUCUCAAACCCAGAUCUGGGUUUCACAAAUCUGGGUUUUCUCUAGUGAUUUUGAUUGUGGUUUUUUCUUUGUAACUUUGAAAGUUGAAACGUC